Molecule: messenger RNA, 2118 nt
Organism: Corapipo altera (White-ruffed manakin)
Lineage: Eukaryota; Metazoa; Chordata; Aves; Passeriformes; Pipridae
Product: antigen peptide transporter 2-like
Exons: 11
Coding region: 154-2118 (654 amino acids)
Biological process (GO): transmembrane transport
Cellular component (GO): membrane
Molecular function (GO): ATP binding; ATP hydrolysis activity; ABC-type transporter activity
Source: RefSeq, a predicted model, not a curated record
AAUUUUAGCGGAGCGUUCUGGGGGGCAGAACAGGGAGCACUGGUGUGGGUUGGUGAGCUGAGCGGUCUGUACUGGGAGCACUGGCUGCCGAAGCCCAGCGCAGGAGCUGCACUGGAAGCCGUACCGGGAGCACUGGUCCGUGCCAGUUCCACCAUGGCACUGCCGCCCGCCGCGCUGCUCCCCGGGGUGCUGCUGGUGGCUGACGCGCUGGCACUGGUGUUACUGGGGCCGCUGGUGCCGGCCCUGGCGCCCAUGGGGGUGGCGGGCGUGUGGCUCGAGGCCGCCCUGCGCCUGCCCUUCCUGGCUGCAGCCCCCCGGCUCCUGACCCCGCACCGGCCCCCCGGAGCCACCGCGGCGGCCGUCACCGCCGCCGCCACCCCCGCGGCCUUCGGAACCCUCCGGAGCCUCCUGGGGCCGCCUGGGGCCGGGCCGGGGCUCUUGGCGGCUGCGGUGCCCGCCUGGCUCGGGGUCACCCACGCGGCCACUGCGCUGGCCCUGCUGGGCUGGGCCACGCCCCUGAUGCCCGGGAGCAUCCCUGAGGCCUCCCCCGGUGUCCCCAAGACCCCCGACGGUGUCCCCAGGGCUCCUGCUGCCUUCCGGAGGGUCCUGGCGCUGGCCUGGUCUGAGUGGAAAGUCCUUGGAGCCGCCUUCCUUUGCCUCGUGCUGGCGGCCACUGGGGAGACGGCGGGGCCGUACGUCACCGGGAAGGUGCUGGACGCCAUCAGGAACAGGGAUGGACUCACCGCUGGAGCUGUUGGAAUGGUGGUGGCCGCCGAAGCAGCCAGUGUCCUGUUCUCUGGGUGCCGUGGGUGGCUUUUCCUGCUGGCGGCAGCGCAUCUCCGGCAGAGCUUGCGCCUCCAGCUCUUCUCCCACCUGGUGCACCAGGACCUGGAUUUCUUCCAGGGAAUGCCGGCAGCCGAGCUCUCGGCACGGUUUUCCACGGAGGUGCCGCUGGUGUCCAUGGCAGUGCCAAGGGGAACCAACCUGCUGCUCCGCAGCCUGGGAAUGGCGCUGGUGGUGGGGAUGGCCAUGGUAUGGCUGGCACCGGGGCUGGCACUGCUGGCACUGCUGGAGCUGCCCCUCGGAAUCACCACCCGCCGCAUCCACAGUGCCCGGAAACAGGCACUGCAGCGAUCCAUGCUGGAAGCAUCCGCCCAGACGGCCUCAGGGGUCCAGGAAUCCGUCGCCGCCAUCGAGACGAUCCGGAUCUUCUCGGCAGAGGAGGAGGAGGAGGAGCGGCACAGGCAGAACCUGGACAAGGAGCUGAGGCUGAAGGAGCGGAUGGAGCUGGAGCUGGCAGGAUUCACCCUCAUCCAUAGGGUCCUUCGACUGGCCAUACGGGUCCUGGUGCUCUUCCGGAGCCACCAGCAGCUCCGUGAUGGAUCCAUCACUCCUGGGGUCCUUGUCACCUUCCUGCUGUACCGGGACACGGUUGGCAGCCAUGUCCAGGUGCUGCUCAUCGGCUUCAAUGAAUUCAUGACCAACAUGGCUGCUGGGCGGAAAAUCUGGGAAUACUUGGAUCAGGAACCCACGAGGGACACUGGGGGGACACUGGAGCCCUCCGAGCUACGGGGCGACAUCACCUUCCAGAGGGUCUGCUUCACAUAUCCCGGGCAUCCAGAGCGCCCUGUGCUGAAGGACGUGUCCUUCGAGGUGCGUUCCGGGGAGGUGACGGCACUGGCAGGGCCCAACGGGAGCGGGAAGAGCACAACCGUGGCACUGCUGGAGCGGCUGCGGGAUCCUGGGAGCGGGAAGGUGCUGCUGGAUGGGAUCCCACUGCAGGAAUAUGAACGCCAGUACCUACACCGGCAGGUGGUGCUGGUGGAGCAGGAUCCUCUCCUGUUUUCUGGAACGAUCCGUGAGAACGUUGUGCUGGGGCUGGAGUGCUGUGAGGAGUCAGAGCUGCGGGAGGCGGCCACUGCUGCCGGAGCCAUGGAGUUCAUUCAGGGGCUGGAGCAAGGCUGGGACACUGAGGUAGGGGAGCUCGGGGGGCGGUUGGCGGCAGGGGAGCGGUGUCGCCUGGCCCUGGCCCGGGCCCUGCUCCGGCGUCCGACUGUCCUCAUCCUCGACGAGGCGCUGGAUGAUGGAGACGAGGGGGCGGUGAGUGGGGUGGCAUGA